Molecule: messenger RNA, 2572 nt
Organism: Rhipicephalus microplus (southern cattle tick)
Lineage: Eukaryota; Metazoa; Arthropoda; Arachnida; Ixodida; Ixodidae
Product: putative caffeoyl-CoA O-methyltransferase 1
Molecular function (GO): S-adenosylmethionine-dependent methyltransferase activity; O-methyltransferase activity
Source: RefSeq, a predicted model, not a curated record
GACGUCACGUUGAAAACGUUGGAGGCGUUUCCCUUCCUCCCUCUCGCGCAGAGGCGGUGGUUUAGUGUUUUGCCCGGCGUCGUCAGCCGUAAACUUUCUCCGUUUCCCCGGGAAUCAUCUGGGAGCGAAGUCCGGCACGAUAUAGUUGGCUAUUAUUGAGCUGAUAUCGACAAACGUGUUGCAUUGCGGUGACACCUGCUGACGCGGCUGCUGCUGGGGAAAUCGGCGCGGCCUCUUCGCAACACAAUUGAGCGCAGUGGUACAGCUGCACUGAUGGCACAUGACUGAUCCAGAGAUCGGCUCGUUUGCUGCUUUGGAAGUGAUGUGACGAAGCAGCUAUGGACUUGAGAUCAACCGAGUACCGUCCGCUCUUUGGCGGCCCGGUCGACAGGCCACUGUUCGACGAAAAUAACUCGCGGGAACGUAUCCUGCAUCUCAUCGCAGGAGCUGUAACUGUAGUUUUUGUUUUGAUUACAUUUAUUCUUGCAUUCUUUUACUCUGUCCGGCCACCAUGUGCAAGGCACAUCUAUUAUGCACUUUGCAUCAUUUGCCUCUGUUUCACCCAUGCAAUGCUGAUCCACUGGUACAGAGAAGGAGGAGUUGAUCCGAAGUUUCGAAACCUCAUUUAUGCUAAUACUGUGAUUAUACACCUGUUCUGCAUAUCUGCCAUCACUUAUUUUGUUCAUGGUUGUUAGAGGGUGUUUUAGAAUGUGCUUGGGUAGGCAGCACACUGCUCGGUGGCUUAUCUUUGAGUUUCUGUUGAAGGCAGACUUCCCGCUCUGUUUUGAAAGAUGAAGUCAGUAUGGGCCUCCAUCCAAGUGGUUACAUUCAGCCUUGUAUGUGAUCUGUUAACAUAAUGGCUAAGAGAUCCAUAUUUACUACAGAAAAGUUAUUAUGCAGUUCAUUAGUAGGCACGUCGUCACACAGCACUUGUCAUUAGAGCUGAUUGUUUUUUUUUUUUCUGAACUCUUUGUCAAUGUAACACGGUACGAGUAUGAUCUGGAAUCACCACAUGUCGAAGUAUCAUUCACACUUGCAAGCACGACCAUGAGGCCAUUGUGUAUUUCCGUUUCUGGUUUUUUGAAACAUGAGAAGCAUUUCUUUGAAUUAUAAACGCCCAUUGUUUUUCAAUUGCUUAGACCAUUCUUAUAUACUAAUUAUAAUAGUGUGCAACUGUACUCUAUACAGAUGGUGCCUUAUUUACGCAUUUGAUAUGAAAUGCAGGAACAGCCAGGUGGAGAGGGAAGAAAAUGUUUGCGCAAAAACGACUUGCAUGUGCCUUAAACCUAACAGUGUGAUUAUGGAUAUGGUGUUAUUUGUUGAAGCAAGCAUAGGUCUCAAGUAAAUCUUGCACUCAGUGCGGAUGUUUGCCACUGCAUUCUAGGAGGGCUAGCCUUUGCCUUGCGAAGCACUACAUUCCCGGCAUCCUAUACGAUACUCUUUACUUUUAUCCUCAUCGUCAUUGCACAAAAGCGUCAUUGCGCUAGUACUUGUAAAAGGAACAAGUUUCUGUACUUCCUACAGUUUCUUCUUUUUUUUUUGGUAGCUACCCUCUCACGGUCAUUCAAGUGAGAUAUUUCUUGAAAUUUCAAUUUUUCACUGAGUUUUGAUUUGGGGAAUUAAAGAUGUUUAGGAAUAUCUUAUCUGAAGUGUUUUGAGUGAUUCAUUGUUGUGUCUUAUAUUAUUUGAAAGAAACAGUAAGACUUUUAAAGGGACACUAAAGGCAACUGUUUAGUCGACGUUGAUUGUGGAAAUGGGGGUUCAGAAACCCCAUAGUGUUAGUUUUGUGCUAAGGAAGUGCUUAUAUUGAAAUAAAAUCGCGUUGUUGUGGUCCACAUAGGGUUAGCGUGCUUCAAAUUACCCUCCUCAAGCAGAACGUCUCAUGUCACUGUUGCCGUGCACAACAAUGCCUGGCUUUACUGGGCAGCACAGCCGCCUACACUAGUAGCGGCAGAACAAAAGCAGUGGGAGCAACACCGCCAACAAUGGCCAUUGGAGAAUUUCCUGCCGUUGGCUUCGGGAUGCAAGACGUGCUUGGUUCAACUGGGCCCUGCUAGAUGGCGCGACCUGUCCAGUUUAACCAGGCGAAAAUUGAAAUUUUGAACCACUCGCGUUAUUUCUCAUGUUAAUGUCCGACGGUUAUUUUUUCCAUAAAUGAAGCAGAAACGAACAAGCAGCAAUUUAUUAUGUCUCUUGAUUCAUGGAAGGUUCUUUAUUUAGUGCAGCCAGUUCGAUUAUUAUUGAUUAUUUGUAGGCUGUAACUCUGACGUCAUCAGGAUCUUUUUGAUAAUGUCCCACUACGGCGCAUGUAUUCUUGUGCAUUUACCUCGAUUUCUCGGUGAAUAAAACACUGCUUUUGAGAAUAUUUAUCGUUUUAGAUGUUGUCAUACAUUGAGCUUUUAGUCUCGCGUAAAUAAUUAUUUGACUUUAGUGUCCCUUUAAGCAUUAAUACUUUGGGCACAUUCUAAAUUUAUGCAAACUUUUCAUGUCUGCAAGUUGUUCUUCAAGAUCUUGUGAAUGAUACUUUUUAUGGUAUUUGAUGUAUUUGCUACUAAAUGGACACCUAGACAGU